GAAAGGACGAAGGUGAAGACAAAAAAGCGGGUUUCUUUGGCAACGUAAAUAAACAGAUAGAACAAGUUUGUGAACAAUUAAAAGAGAAUGAGUAUCUGAGAGAUGGUUUCAAUGCGAUCGGGUUUUCGCAGGGUGGACAAUUUCUUCGUGCUUACGUGCAGCGAUGUAAUAAUCCGCCUGUUCACAAUUUAAUCACUUUUGGCUCACAGCAUGGAGGUGUCUCCGAUAUUCCUGGUUGUGAGAAAAAUGAUGGAUGGUGUCAAAUGAUGCGUUCUAUAACGCGUCGCGGGGUAUAUUCGGGUUAUGUUCGCGGUCAUAUAGUUCAGGCUCAAUAUUAUAAGGAUCCAUAUCGACUUGAACUUUAUCUGAAACAGAAUAUUUUUUUGCCUGACAUUAACAACGAACUUGAAAAUAAGAAUAAGACCUAUGCGAAAAAUCUAGCGUCUUUGAAUAAAUUCGUGCUGAUUCGAUUUACCGAGGAUGUGACCGUCAAGCCAAGAGAUACCGCCUGGUUUUCUUUCUACAAUGAAGAAAAUGAAGUAAUUCCGAUUCGCCAACAACCCUUGUACAAAGAAGAUUGGAUUGGACUGAAAAAGUUGGAUGAGACUGGGAAACUGAUAUUUAAAGAUUGCGACGGACCUCAUAUGCAAAUUGGAUUGGAAUACUUUCAAAAUGAAGUCAUUAUUCCCUAUUUGAGUGAACCUUGGGAUGUUCAACCAGAACCGUUGAUCAUUUUCCAGGAUUAA
Messenger RNA from Acaulospora morrowiae, 746 nucleotides. Lineage: Eukaryota; Fungi; Glomeromycota; Glomeromycetes; Diversisporales; Acaulosporaceae. The record is from the annotation of a GenBank genome assembly.